Messenger RNA from Elaeis guineensis (African oil palm), 1296 nucleotides. RefSeq lists its product as uncharacterized. NCBI's taxonomy places the organism in Eukaryota, Viridiplantae, Streptophyta, Magnoliopsida, Arecales, Arecaceae. The record is from RefSeq and is a predicted model, not a curated record.
CUAGCCUAUAAAUAGACAUGGACAUUGCUUUGAAAUCCACACAAUAUCCAAAGUUCUAAAGAGCUAUUCAUAUCAUCAUCACCUUAAUUCUAGUGAUUUGCAAACCUUCCAUGGCGGAACAGAUGUCCAUCACCACAGGCAGCUUCCCGGCCGAGCCGGUUGACGGUGCACCGGAGGACAACAUGCAGGAGGCUCCAGCUGAACAAGCUCAGGACAAGAAGGAUGGUGCUCCAGAAAAGCUCAAUUGUGACAGCUCUAAUUCCGACUCUGGCUCUGGCUCUGAAAAGGACUCGGCAAGUGGCGAUGACAGCUCCAAUGUGGAAGAGAAGAAAAAGAAGGUGGUGAAGGAGAAGGCUAAGAAAAAGUUAAGGGGAAAAAAGAGAGAAAACAAACUCGAGUGUGAUAGCUCUAGCUCCGACUCCAAAAGCUCUAAGUCCGACUCCAAAAGCUCUAAGUCCGACUCUAAAAGCUCUGAUGAUGACUCAGCCUCAAACUCUGCUUCUAACUCUGGUUCUGAUUCCAACAAAUCAAGCAGUAAAGCAGUGAACGUGGAUGGGAAGGAAAAGAAGGGGCUAAUGGGGAAGAAUAAAGAGAAGUUUAGUAAGAAAAGCAAGGAAGAAGUGGAGGUUCCUGAGAAAGCUCUUGACAAGCUGGAAUGUAAGAGUAAGGACUCGGACUCGGGCUCCGAGUCCAGUGAUGACUCUAAUUCUGAUGCUGACUCUGGAGAUGACUCUAAAUCUGGCCAGGAUGACAAAUCUAAAUUAAAGGUGGAGGAGGAGAAGAAAAAGGAACUAGAGGAGAAGGCACAAGAGAAGUCCAGUGGUGGAACUGGAGAAGACACAUCAUCAACAGCACCAGAGAAACCCAUGGAAGUGGAGGACGCCCAAGAAGAGAAGGGUAUCUUGGAGAAGAUCAAGGGAAAGCUAAUUGGCCAUCGUGAGCCGACCGAAGGGCAGUAAGAAGCAUGAAACAUCUACUAGCUAUUAUAAAAGCAAUAAAAGUGUGAGGAAAUCAAGGAGGGUACUUUGGAAGGCAAUCUUUUUCUUCGGUGUUUCGCUUGUUUUUACAAGCUACGCGCGUGUGCUGCUUUGUGUCUUCACUCGCCUUAAGUGUGGUUUGGUUUUGUGCGUUGUUACUUUGUCAUCUCUCGUGCUAAUAAGAGACUAAGGAUGUCAAGAGCUGUGGGUGUUCAUGUAGUCGUGCAUAUAUUUAUCAAUAAUGUAUUUGGUUGCUUAAUUUUAUACAUGUAAAACUUUCAACUCUACUAUUUGAUUCAAAUACUGUUUUGAAGGAAGU